Molecule: messenger RNA, 2117 nt
Organism: Trichomycterus rosablanca
Lineage: Eukaryota; Metazoa; Chordata; Actinopteri; Siluriformes; Trichomycteridae
Product: gamma-aminobutyric acid receptor subunit beta-2
Exons: 10
Coding region: 52-1626 (524 amino acids)
Biological process (GO): signal transduction; nervous system process; regulation of membrane potential
Cellular component (GO): GABA-A receptor complex; neuron projection; plasma membrane
Molecular function (GO): neurotransmitter receptor activity; extracellular ligand-gated monoatomic ion channel activity; chloride channel activity
Source: RefSeq, a predicted model, not a curated record
GCAUCACCGAACCCCCACAGCCAGGUACUCUCACCCCUCACCGGCACCGACAUGGGGGGUCACAGGAGGAGGAGGAAGUGGAGCGGGGUGCACGGUGGCAUUCUGGUGGUGAUGGUGGCGGCGGUCUGUUCACAGAGUGUGAAUGACCCCAGUAACAUGGCUGUGGUGAAGGAAACUGUGGACCGACUGCUGAAAGGAUACGACAUCCGACUCCGACCCGACUUCGGAGGUCCUCCGGUGGGAGUGGGGAUGAACAUUGACAUCGCCAGUAUCGACAUGGUAUCAGAAGUGAACAUGGAUUACACCCUGACGAUGUAUUUCCAGCAGGCGUGGCGAGAUAAGCGCCUGUCGUAUUCGGAGAUCCCCCUGAACCUCACGCUGGAUAACCGGGUGGCCGAUCAGCUCUGGGUCCCGGAUACGUACUUCCUCAACGACAAGAAGUCAUUCGUCCACGGGGUGACGGUGAAGAACAGGAUGAUCCGGCUUCACCCCGACGGCACCGUGCUCUACGGGCUCAGGAUCACCACCACGGCGGCGUGUAUGAUGGACCUGAGGAGAUACCCGCUGGACGAACAGAACUGCACCCUGGAAAUCGAGAGCUACGGCUACACCACGGACGAUAUCGAGUUCUACUGGCGGGGUGGAGAUCACGCCGUUACGGGGGUGGAGAGGAUCGAGCUGCCUCAGUUCUCCAUCGUCGAGUACAAUCUCAUCUCCAAGAACGUGGUCUUCUCCACAGGCGCGUACCCCCGCCUGUCCCUCAGCUUCAAACUGAAGAGGAACAUCGGUUACUUCAUCCUGCAGACCUACAUGCCCUCCAUCCUGAUCACCAUCCUGUCCUGGGUCUCCUUCUGGAUCAACUACGACGCCUCGGCCGCCCGCGUGGCGUUAGGUAUCACGACGGUCCUCACCAUGACCACCAUCAACACCCACCUGAGAGAGACGCUCCCCAAGAUCCCCUACGUCAAAGCCAUCGACAUGUACCUGAUGGGCUGCUUCGUCUUCGUCUUCCUGGCCCUGCUGGAGUACGCGCUGGUCAACUACAUCUUCUUCGGUCAGGGGCCGCAGCGGCAGAAAAGAGCCGCCGAGAAAGCUAACAAAGCUAACAACGACAGACUGAGGAUGGAUCCCAACAAGUGGUUGAUGGGAAAUGUAGUUCAGAGAAACGAUGCUCUGUAUGCCAGAAUGAAACAGAGGGACGGUGACGCUCGCGACGCGAUGUGGGAACCGAUCUUUGUGGACGAUGCAGCGAUAGGACUAGGCGAUACAAAAAAUAAGAUGGACUCUCACGAGAACAUCCUGCUGACCCCUCUGGAGCUGAAGAACGAGAUGGGUCCGUCAGAACUGGGCCUGGCUCUGGGCGACCCGCGCGGCACCAUGCUAGCAUACGACACCUCGGCGCUGCAGUACCGUAAGGCGGGACUCAGCCGGCAGCACUUCGGCCGGAACGUGCUGGAACGCCACGUGGCUCAGAAACGGAGCCGGCUGAGGAAACGGGCGUCACAGCUGAAGAUCAACAUCCCCGACCUGACCGACGUCAACUCCAUCGAUAAGUGGUCCAGGAUAAUCUUCCCCACCGUCUUCUCCUUCUUCAACGUGGUUUACUGGCUCUAUUACAUCAACUAGAACCCACAACCUGCAGGAGAACGUUUCUUAUUUCAGAUUUAUUCUGUUUGUUUGUUUGUUUUUGCCGCGGUGCAGAACUCAUUCUGUGUUCCACUGGUGUUCUGGCUGCACUACACUGCUGUAGGGCUAAACUGCUGUAGGCUGAAUGGGAGGGGCUUAAAUCCACUAUGAUUCAUGGGCGGGGCUUAACCCCUGUAGGAUGGGCAGAUCUUAAGUCCUGUAGGUUGGGUGGGUGGAGUUUAACUCCUGUAGAUUGAAUGGGUGGGGUUUAGCUCAUGUAGGCUGGGGUUUAACUUCUGUAAGUUAAGUGGGCGGGGUUAACUCCUGUAGGUUGAAUGGGCAGGGCAUAAGUUCUAUAGGUUAAAUAAACAGGAGCUUAUCACCUGUACACUAAAUGGGCGGAGCUUAUCACCUGUAUGCAGAAUGGGUGGGCCUUAACGCAUGCAUGUAUGCCUUAACAUGUGAGCUUAACAUACGUAUACAGAAUGGGC